Molecule: messenger RNA, 3089 nt
Organism: Sarcophilus harrisii (Tasmanian devil)
Lineage: Eukaryota; Metazoa; Chordata; Mammalia; Dasyuromorphia; Dasyuridae
Gene: NUP93
Product: nucleoporin 93
Exons: 23
Coding region: 481-2979 (832 amino acids)
Biological process (GO): poly(A)+ mRNA export from nucleus; protein import into nucleus
Cellular component (GO): nuclear pore
Molecular function (GO): structural constituent of nuclear pore
Source: RefSeq, a predicted model, not a curated record
GCUCAGGACACGCCCACAGCACGGAAUGGCAGCCAAAGAUGUCAGCGGGAUCUUUGGUGGUAUCGAGGGCCUAAAGGCUAGAAAACAGACUCUCAGGGGCGUGGGGAGGCUGUCGGGGGCCAACUCGUACCUCAGGGAAAAGUCUCUCUCUAACCAGCUCUGCCUAGGCCUUCUGGUGAAGAGCCGCCGCUUAGGGGCCCGCUCCUCAGCGCAGCUCUUGGCGCCGCGUGGGCCUUGUCCCUGAGCGCUUUCUUCCAAUAAAGUUAAUUUGGUGGCGAGUCCGCGCGGAGGCUGCUGGGAGAGACCCCUCUCCGCCAAUCAGGACGCUCCGGUGAGCGGCGCGAGAAGCAGCAGCUCCCUUCGGCCUCGUUCCUGCGCCUCCUCCGAGCCGGCUCCGGCGGCAGCGGCGGCGGCGGCGGCGGCGGCAGCUCCAGGGCCAGGUUUCUUGUUUUCUCUUUCUGUAUAAUAUCUUCAUCAGAAAUGGAUACUGAAGGCUUUGGUGAACUUCUUCAACAGGCUGAACAGCUUGCCGCUGAGACUGAAGGUAUUUCUGAGCUUCCUCAUGUAGAACGUAACUUACAAGAAAUCCAACAGGCGGGUGAACGACUGCGCUCUCGCACACUGACACGUACAUCACAGGAGACAGCUGAUGUCAAGGCGUCAGUUCUUCUUGGGUCUAGAGGACUUGACAUAUCCCACAUUUCACAAAGGUUGGAGAAUUUGAGUGCUGCAACUACUUUUGAACCUCUCGAGCCUGUGAAAGAUACAGAUAUUCAGGGCUUUCUGAAGAAUGAAAAGGACAAUGCAUUGCUGUCUGCCAUUGAGGAAUCCAGAAAACGGACUUUCGGCAUGGCUGAAGAAUAUCAUAGAGAGUCAAUGUUGGUGGAAUGGGAACAAGUUAAACAACGGAUUCUUCAUACAUUGCUUGCUUCAGGAGAAGAUCCUCUCGACUUUACACAAGAGAAUGAAUUUGCCUUUGAGGUACUUCCUUCAGUCAGCACUUCUAUGCCAAGUUACAUCAGUGAUUUGGGACCCCCAGGCCGAAGCUCUUUAGAUAACAUUGAGAUGGCUUAUGCCCGACAGAUUUACAUUUAUAAUGAGAAGAUAGUGAAUGGACAUCUGCAGCCUAACCUAGUAGACCUUUGUGCCGCUGUUGCAGAAAUGGAUGAUAAGAAUAUUUCAGAUAUGUGGGCAAUGGUGAAACAAAUGACAGAUGUAUUGUUGGCCCCUGCAACAGACGCGUUGAAAAGUCGAAGGAGCAUAGAGGUUCAAAUGGAAUUUGUAAGGCAGGCUUUACGUUACCUUGAGCAAAGUUACAAAAAUUAUACACUUGUUACUGUUUUUGGAAAUCUGCAUCAAGCCCAGUUGGGUGGUGUGCCUGGAACUUACCAGCUGGUUCGAAGUUUUCUUAAUAUCAAACUCCCAGCACCUCUUCCAGGACUUCAGGAUGGAGAAGUGGAAGGACAUCCUGUUUGGGCAUUAAUUUAUUACUGCAUGCGCUGUGGAGAUUUAGUUGCAGCUUCACAAGUGGUUAAUCGAGCCCAGCAUCAGCUGGGAGAAUUUAAAACUUGGUUCCAAGAAUAUAUGCACAACAAGGACAGAAGAUUAUCCCCUGCCACUGAAAAUAAACUUCGUCUCCAUUAUCGACGUGCCCUUAGAAACAACACUGACCCCUACAAAAGAGCCGUUUAUUGUAUCCUUGGCAGAUGUGAUGUCACUGAUAAUCAGAGUGAAGUGGCUGAUAAAACAGAAGAUUACCUUUGGUUAAAGUUGAAUCAAGUAUGUUUUGAAGAUGAUGGCACAAGUUCUCCCCAAGAUAGACUCACUUUAUCACAGUUCCAGAAGCAAUUGUUGGAAGACUAUGGGGAAUCCCAUUUUGCUGUCAACCAACAGCCUUUUCUGUACUUCCAAGUGCUCUUCCUGACAGCACAGUUUGAAGCUGCAAUUGCUUUUCUCUUCCGUGUGGAGCGCCUACGCUGCCAUGCUGUUCAUGUAGCUCUGGUACUGUUUGAGCUAAAGCUUCUCUUGAAAUCAUCUGGCCAGAGUGCACAGCUUUUAAGUCAUGAGGCUGGCGAUCCUCCUUGUGUAAGGCGUCUUAAUUUUGUUCGUCUUUUAAUGCUCUAUACCCGGAAAUUUGAGUCAACAGACCCAAGAGAAGCAUUGCAGUACUUUUACUUUCUCAGGGAUGAAAAAGAUAGUCAAGGAGAAAACAUGUUUUUGCGCUGUGUUAGUGAACUUGUAAUAGAAAGUCGAGAGUUUGAUAUGAUUCUUGGGAAACUGGAGAAUGAUGGAAGUAGAAAGCCUGGAGUUAUAGAUAAGUUUACCAGUGACACAAAGCCCAUUAUCAACAAAGUGGCUUCAGUGGCAGAAAAUAAAGGAUUAUUUGAAGAAGCUGCAAAACUUUAUGACCUUGCAAAGAAUGCAGACAAGGUUCUAGAGCUGAUGAACAAGUUGCUCAGUCCAGUCGUUCCCCAGAUCAGUACUCCUCAGUCCAAUAAAGAGAGGCUGAAGAACAUGGCACUUUCCAUCGCAGAACGGUACAGAGCUCAGGGAAUAAGUGCAAACAAAUUCGUUGACUCCACAUUCUAUCUUCUGUUAGACUUGAUUACAUUUUUUGACGAGUAUCAUUGUGGUCACAUUGACAGGGCCUUUGAUAUAAUUGAUCGCCUGAAACUUGUGCCCCUGAAUCAAGAAAGUGUGGAAGAAAGAGUAGCUGCCUUCAGAAACUUCAGUGAUGAAGUCAGACAUAACCUGUCAGAAGUGCUUCUUGCCACCAUGAACAUCUUGUUCACCCAAUUCAAGAGACUAAAAGGCACAAGUCCAUCUUCAACAUCCAGACCUCAACGAGUUAUAGAAGACAGAGAUUCUCAACUCCGAAGUCAAGCACGAGCAUUGAUUACGUUUGCUGGGAUGAUCCCCUAUAGGACAUCAGGAGACACAAAUGCAAGACUGGUGCAAAUGGAGGUCCUUAUGAAUUAAGAGAGUAAUCAUAUGUUGUUAUUAGUACAUCAAAGAGAUGGGCCCCAUUUAUUUUAUUUUAUUUUCUAUUCUGUAUUUUUCUCAACACAAAUAAAUUUCUUUGAUUUGUA